AUGCCGUCCUCAGAUCCCCUCGCCGGCCUCAACGUCUCCAUCAGCCAAGGCACGACCUCGCCGCCGUCCAUCGUCGCCACCGUCAAGAACAACAACCCGCACCCCGUCACCAUCGCGCCCUACCAGUCGCCCUUUGACGGGCUGCUCCUCGAGCAGGGCAACCUGUUCACGAAGCCGCUCGACUACCCUACCAUCGCCCUCAAGCGCGCCUGGCCCCCUCCCGCAGACAGCCUGGUGACGCUGGGGCCGGGCGAGAGCCGCACGGCCGAGAUUGUGCUCCGGCACCCGGUGCCCCUGCAGCAACUUGCGGGCGGUGGCGGCGGCGGCUCGGUGGCGACGGUCAAGCUGCGCGGGCAGUGGAUGUCCGUGUGGAGGCGGGCCAGGGAGGAGAUUGGGGAGGCGGACUGGGACGACGUGUCGAACCCGGAUGAGUUUUCGGGGCUGUACGAGUCCAACAGCCUGGAGAUUCGGAUUGCCUGA
Messenger RNA from Trichoderma citrinoviride, 480 nucleotides. RefSeq lists its product as hypothetical. Lineage: Eukaryota; Fungi; Ascomycota; Sordariomycetes; Hypocreales; Hypocreaceae. The transcript has 2 exons. Bases 1 to 480 code for a protein of 159 amino acids. The record is from RefSeq and is a predicted model, not a curated record.